Penicilliopsis zonata CBS 506.65 is the source of this 5387-nucleotide messenger RNA. RefSeq lists its product as hypothetical. Gene Ontology annotation, molecular function: zinc ion binding. The transcript has 2 exons. The coding region runs from base 459 to 5324 and encodes 1621 amino acids. The record is from RefSeq and is a predicted model, not a curated record. NCBI's taxonomy places the organism in Eukaryota, Fungi, Ascomycota, Eurotiomycetes, Eurotiales, Aspergillaceae. Gene Ontology annotation, cellular component: endoplasmic reticulum membrane.
GGCGCUGACGGGCAGUGACGGACUUGGUCCGUAUGAUCACGUGCAGGAUUGCGGGCGGGUUUGCCUGGGCUGCUGAGUCAUCGGGUUUUCUGGGCCGAGCGAUCUUGCCUUGCCUUGCCUUGCCUUGCCUUUCCUCUGGCCUCUAUUCCACCGCUGAUAAGUGCGUGAGCCUAGCUACAGACCUAGACCACCAUCACGCUGCCGGCCGAGUGUGCUUUUAAGGGCGUGGGUUCCAUGGUUUCCACGGCUGGGCCUUGAAAAGCGAAACCGAGACGCUCUGCCACCGGCGGAGACCAGUGUUGGCCGUUGCAGUCCCUGCCACCGGGCUGUAUUAUUACGAAAACAGGAUCGUCUCGAGGGAUCCAAGGAGUUGUGAGCUGUGAGCUGUGAGACGAUGCUACCGACUUUACACUAGUGCAGAAAGAGUUGGUUGGGAAAAGAUUAACCGUGUUGAAAGGAUGGAUUUCGACGACAGUCAACCCCACCAGUGGGCGAAAGCCACGCCGUUCUCGGAGUUCUUGAGCGAUACUGCGGCCGGGAGCAACGGGGAUAAGGGGAAAGGGAGGGAGAUGGAAGAUCCCGAUACGUGUCGAAUAUGUCGAGGGGAGGGGACGGAGGAGGAACCGCUAUUCUUCCCCUGCAAGUGCAGUGGGAGCAUCAAGUUUGUCCACCAGUCCUGCCUGGUGGAAUGGCUAUCACACUCACAGAAAAAAUACUGUGAGUUGUGCAAGACGCCCUUUCGGUUUACCAAGCUGUACGACCCGGAAAUGCCGCAGGAUCUACCAAUGUCUCUGUUUCUCAGACAGGUCGUCAUUUACAGCCUCCACACAGUGCUGACAUGGCUGCGUUUUGUCCUGGUUGCAUUUGUCUGGCUUGGGUGGCUGCCUUGGUCGAUGAGGGCGAUCUGGAGGGCGCUCUUCUGGCUGGCAGAUGGACGUUGGUCCGACGCUGAAAAUGCUCAGGGGCAGAUGAACUCGGCACAGGCUUUGAAGAAUGAGACGGCUUCCCUGGCCCUUACAUUAGCUUCGACAAGUACUACUCCAACCCCGGUUUCGGCUCCGACGGAGCCUGCUGCCUCGUCCGUGUUUAGUUUCGUGAAUGGCGAGCCUUUUAUGCUCACGUUGUUCAAGCAAGCCUUCUCCGCCGUGUUCGUGCCUGCCGCUUCCUUGACUAAUGGUUCCACCGACUCGAACUCGUCCAACAAUACCGCUGGGUACUAUCGCCUGCAGCGCAGCUCGUGGCUGUCUGAUGUCAAAUUUCUAAACUCCUUGACACCGUCUCCAACAAUCAACAACAUUCUUAUCGAUACUCUAGAAGGCCAAUUGAUUACUCUUCUGGUUGUCAUCUCAUUUAUUCUUGUAUUCCUCAUUCGGGAGUGGGUAGUGCAACAACAACCCCUGGCGAAUAUUCCGGAUGGAGAACGCGAUGCUGCUGUGCAGUUGAUCGCGAACAAUGAAAACAACCGUCCUCGUGACCAAGAAGAUGCACCCGACAAUGUCCAACCCCAUGUCGACGAACCGGUGUUUGAAGAAGACCAGGAGGCGAGAUUCAAUGAUAUGGUUGACAAUGACAUCCUAGCCGACUCUGCGCGUCGAUUUGACGUUUAUGAACCUCCAUUCUCAUUCCGAAACGAAACCUCCGAUCAUGAAGACGGGGCAUGGAACUCAUCAAGCCCGCAUGAAGAGGAUGCUAUGGCAGAUCUGGAAUUGCUCCAGAAAGCCUUUGCCAGGAACGGUGGUUUCCCUGGCCCUCAAACUCAACCGGAUUGGCCCGGCUUCCAGAUAUUCCGUGAUCUUUGGGCUCGCGGGAACGAAAAUCCAAGCGAGGUUAUACGAAUCAUUCACGAAGAGGGGCGUCAAGAAGAGUUAGAGUGGAUCAUCAUCUUUAUGAACAGGUUCCGAAGAGGCCAGUCUUUCCGGAGUAUGAGAGACGACCUGGAAAGGAUCGCCGAGGUUAACGAUGGUGCCUUUGGCCCUAGCCGCCGUCAAGAUGAUGACAUGACGCAAAACUUCGACGCGGACGAGGAAGAUUCUCGCGCAGAGAAUUCCUUGAAUCCGACAAUGCAGGAUGUGACACAUAAUACUGAACAAUCCAACUUUCUAACAAGCGAUACCUCAUCCUCAAGGCCCUCAGGACAGGAUUUCACAUUCACUUUCCCAAUCUCACAGCAUGACAACCGGAUAGGAAGUGCCCACGGAAUAGAGAACAUUGGGAAUCCGAGAGAAGAUGUUCCUCCUCGUGAAAACGAGUCGGAGCCGACUGGAUUUCUUGAGAAUAAUGCAGCCGCAGAAGACAUUCUACAUGGAGGCUCUGAGCCUCUUCGGCCUUCUGGGGCAGAAUCGCCUACUCUUGGUCCGCCCAAGAAUUUUGUCACCAAAGUUUUUGAUUGGUUCUGGGGUGACUUCGAGCCUACCGUCCUGGCAGAAGAUCCAUUCGAUGAAAAUGGAGUGCAUCAACUCGAGAAUGAUGCAAUGGAGGCUCCAUUUUUACCUUUGCAAAAUCAUCAGAGGCCCGCAGUCGAUGACAUCCUUCAGGAUAUCCAAGUCAUAGAGCCCGAUGAAGGAGAUGCAAAUGAUCCGGAUGUCAUUGAUGACGGCGAUGACCUAGAGGGAAUUUUUGAACUCAUUGGUAUGCAGGGUCCGGUUUUCGGUCUCUUGCAAAAUGGAGUUUUCAGUGCUCUUCUGGUUUCUUUCACCGUUGCUGUAGGCAUUUGGCUCCCUUACUUGUGGGGAAAGAUAGCCCUGGUUCUCCUCGCAAACCCGAUCCAGCUCUUCUUUGGUGUUCCCUUCACAGCCGUGUCUGUCGUGGCUGACAUCGUGCUCGACACACUGAUCGGCAGUGUUGGAUACAUUAUGUAUCUGAUCAGCUUUAUCUGCAGCCCGUUCAUCGGCCCGUUGUCAGCGGUGAUUCCUCUUGAGAAAUGGUUUCUGUCGACGAGAUCGGUCACCAGUACGUCUAUCUCGCUCAUCGACGGCAGUAGCCAUCGCCUGGGGAAACUUCUCAGUACGUUUUUUGUCUUCCACGAAUCCGAUCUACCUCUAUUUUCAGUCAUUUCCCACCGGGCCCUCAAAAUCCACGAAGCUCGAAUUUCCAGUCUGCUGCAGUGGAUUAUCGCAUCAGUCAAAUUCAUUCUUCAAGACCUUCCCGCCCGCAUUGUCACACUCGGGCCGCGGGAGGCCCUAUCGUUGGAUAUCAGUGCCAUCGAUAUCCGGGGUCUGAGUAGUCAGCUGCUUGAGGAAUUCCGAAGUCUCGGCAGUUCGGGUUUGUUCACAAUAUCUAGCACCAAGUGGGAGAAUCUCGAGGCGACUAGAGAGCUUUCUGCACAACUGCUAGCCGACCAAGAUCUUGCUAUCUGGGAUACCAAGGACCGUAUCAUCGCCAUCAUCAUGGGGUAUAUGCUUGCAUCAGUUGCUGGCGUUCUAUACCUACGAAUCACCAAUUUCCUGUACGGCGCAAGCCGAGACCAGCGCAUUGAGGGCCUUGUUGCCGAAGUACUUCACCAAGCCGGCGGGGUGAUGAAGGUGAUUCUGAUCAUCGGCAUUGAGAUGAUCGUAUUCCCCCUCUACUGCGGCUCCCUGCUUGAUGCCGCACUUUUGCCACUUUUCGAGAAUGCCACCAUCACCUCUCGGAUUGAGUUUACGACCAACUCUCCCCUAACCUCCCUGUUUGUGCACUGGUUUAUCGGUACUUGCUACAUGUUCCACUUCGCGUUAUUUGUGUCCAUGUGCCGGAAGAUCAUGAGGACUGGCGUUCUGUACUUCAUCCGUGACCCUGAUGACCCGACCUUCCACCCUGUCCGUGACGUCUUGGAACGGAACAUCACCACCCAGUUACGCAAGAUCGCUUUCAGUGCCCUGGUGUAUGGUGCGUUGGUCACUGUAUGCCUGGGAGGCGUCGUCUGGGGCUUGUACUUUGCAUUCGAUGAUGUACUCCCCAUUCGCUGGUCGGCCACCCUGCCAGUUCUCGAAUUUCCAGUAGACUUGCUCUUUUACAAUUUUGUCAUGCCGCUGGCCUUGCGAUCCCUCAAGCCUUCCGACGGAUUGCAAAACAUCUACGCCUGGUGGUUCCGGCAUUGUGCUCACUGGCUGAGACUAUCCGACUUUUUCUUCAGUGAAAGACGACCGGAUGAAGAGGGGCAUCACGUGCGUCGUACCUGGCAGGACGUGCUUCACGGGAAGAAGGGAGAUAUCAACCAUCCCGUGGUCAAUGAGGAGCAACGGGCCCUGGCUGAGGCACAGGGCCUUGAUGCGUACUUUGUUCGGGAUGGCAGGUUUGUCCGGGCCCCAGCGUCGGAUCAGGUUCGUAUCCCCAAGGGCAAUCUCGUAUUCUUGGAGGUCACAGAAGCGAAUGAACGAGUCGACGGUGCAGCGGACCCUGACGAUGGACUCCACGGGCGAGCCAGUGAUAUGUUCGCCAAAGUCUACAUCCCGCCCUUUUUCCGAGUGCGAGUUGCGGCAUUCAUCUUCCUAAUCUGGGUCUUUGCCGCCACCACAGGGGUAGGCAUCACCAUUUUGCCCUUGGUCAUUGGCCGGAAGUUCAUUGCGGCCUGGUUCCCCGAAUCCGCCCCGAUCAACGACCUGUAUGCCUUCUCCACCGGCCUCUACAUCGCCGGCGCGGUUGCCUACGUUGCAUUCUAUUGCAAGGUUGGUUUCGCAUUGGCGAAGGAGCGCGUUGGUCCUUACCUCGCCUCCCCGAGGCAGACUCUCGUCGGGGUCUACAGCGGCACGCUCCAUGCCCUGCGGCUGAUCUAUCUUUUCCUCGCGCUAUCCUUUUUGCUUCCCUCGAUCUUCGCCUUGAUUACCGAGCUCUACAUCCUGGUCCCGAUCCACACGUAUCUCGGCGGCGGAGAGGCUCACGUCAUCCACUUUGUGCAAGACUGGACUCUCGGUGUGCUGUACGUGCAGAUGGGUCUGAAAUUCCUGUCGUGGCACUCCACCUCGCGCCCGGCAGCGGUACUGAACGCCGUCUUCCGCGACGGGUGGUUCAACCCCAACGUCCGCCUGGCGAGUCGCGCCUUCAUCGUUCCCAGCUGCCUGUUCGCCACGAUCGCCAUGGUGCUCCCGCUCUCUCUCGGCUUUGCCCUCAACCACACCGUCUUCCGUUCCUCAUCGAGCGAGGUGCAGGCGCAGGUGUACCGCUACGCGUUCCCCGCCACGUUUGCCGUCGGCCUGCUGACCUGGUUCGUCCACUUCCUGCAGCGCAAGGUGGAGCGUUGGAGGGUGAACAUCCGCGACGAUGUCUACCUCAUCGGAGAGCGACUCCACAACUUCAGCGAGAAGCGAGCAAAGGAUGUGGGCAUGUCGAGACGGGUCAUCACCGGCUGACUCUUCUGUAAUAUAGUUACUGUCUUUCUCUCAUAUGAAUACCAUGAAACUAGUCUUGCUGGC